Messenger RNA from Cladophialophora psammophila CBS 110553, 1686 nucleotides. RefSeq lists its product as uncharacterized. Gene Ontology annotation, cellular component: post-mRNA release spliceosomal complex. The record is from RefSeq and is a predicted model, not a curated record. Gene Ontology annotation, biological process: mRNA splicing, via spliceosome. NCBI's taxonomy places the organism in Eukaryota, Fungi, Ascomycota, Eurotiomycetes, Chaetothyriales, Herpotrichiellaceae. The transcript is spliced from 2 exons. The coding region runs from base 1 to 1686 and encodes 561 amino acids. Gene Ontology annotation, molecular function: RNA lariat debranching enzyme activator activity.
AUGGGGGCAGCUAAGAUCCUUGUUGUUGGAAGCAUCCAAGGUCAAUUGAGAAAGGCUUUUGGCAAGAUAUCAAAACUGCAAGCCAAACACGACUUCUCGUUGGCUAUUGUCGUUGGUGAUUUUUUCAGUCCUCCCGGUGAUGAGAGCAAUUCUAGCGAAGUAGGAGCGUUGCUCAACGGUCAGAUCGAUGUACCGCUCCCAACAUAUUUCACGGUUGGCGACUCGCCUUUCCCCGAAAUGGUCAGAGCAAAGUUGGACGGAGGAGACAUUUGCCCCAACCUUUUCUAUCUGGGCCGCAAAGGGACCAUGACUUCUACGGAUGGCGUGAAAAUCGUCUCGCUUGGGGGUCGGCUAGUUCAAAACGAAUCGUCACUCACUCAGAAGCUGGGUACCUAUGACCCAUUGCACCUGGACAACGAGUCAAGAGGACUUCACGGUGCUCACUUUGCACACAUUCUCGUCACAAAUCAAUGGCCGGCAAAUAUCACCAAUGGGUCGAAGAUCGAAUUGCCCGAGGGGAUCGAUGGAACAGCUGGCACACAGUCGAUUUCCAAUCUCUGUCAAGCACUCAAGCCAUGGUAUCAUUUCUCCAGCAGUCCCAGUGCCUUGUGGGAGCGAGAGCCCUUCAAGCAUGUCCUCGACUACACUUCGUUUGAGGAACCGAGUGUAACCAGAUUCAAAAGUCUGGCGAGCGCGUCUGCACCCACGAAAGAGUGGAUGUCGGCGUUCACAUUGGAUACUUCCCGUCCUCCAGCCACGAUGGAGGCUCCGCUCGAGUCGCCGUUCAUCAGAUCCACACCCCCAAGGAAGCGACAAGCAAUCGAUGACAAAGGCCCAUAUCUGGGAGACGCCGAUGAGGGCCAAGGGCCACGCAAUCGCAAGCGUGCUCGGAAAGGUCCGCGCAAUGACCCCAAUGACUGUUUCAUGUGUCUGAAUAAGCCCGGUUCCAAGACCCAUCUUGUCGUGUCUCUGGGGGACGAAAGCAUGGUCACAGUGACGAGAGGUCCGUUACCGUUGCCAUCGACAUUCCCUCAGCUGUCUUUCACUGGCCACGUCAUGAUUAUUCCAUACUACCAUGCUGCAGACGAGCUGGCUUCCGGAAAGAGAUCAUCCGACGAGAUCGCAGCCGAGUUCAAGGAAAUGAAUCGGUUUCGAAAUGCUCUGAGCGUCAUGGUCGGUUCAAAAAGCCACGGUCAGCUGGGCAUCGUCUGUUGGGAAGUCAAUCGAACCGGUAUCCGGCAUUUCCACUGGCAACUCAUUGCAUGUCCAGUGGACCGCAUAAAGAAGGGGCUUGUUGAGGCAGCAUUCAAGGUGAAGGCCGCCGACUACGGGUAUCCAAGCUUCCAAACCUGCGAGGCCGGCACGCAGCUUCCCCAACGAUCAGAUUAUUUCCGAGUGUGGACCUGGGUUGCCGAUCCCGUCCAAAUGGCCGACCAUGCCAACGGCAACGUAGACAACGACGACGACGUGGGCGUGGCAACAUCCAUAUUCUUUGCACUGCCCACGAGCCAAAAGUUCAACAUCUGGUUCGGCAGAGAGGUGAUGGCGGGUCUGCUGCAACUGGAAAACCGGGUCAACUGGAUGGACUCGAUCCUGUGGAAGGACGGGAGCGACCAAGCGGCCGAGGAAGACGACGCGGCGGGCCUGCGAGCCGACUUUGAGGAGUUCGAUUUUGCAAUGAAGUGA